AUGGGUGUGGACUCAACUGUGUCGUCUUCUCCUCUCGGCCCUCCAGCCUGUGAGAAGGACGCCGUUGCUCUGCAAUUCAUUCAGGAAAUGACUACGAACUGUGAUCCCGUACAAGAGAAUGUUUUAGCGGAAAUCCUUAGCCGGAAUGGGGAAACCGAGUACCUCCGGCAAUUCAAGCUGGAUGGUGCUACUGACCGGGAAACAUUCAAGUCAAAGGUUCCUGUGGUCUCAUACGAUGAUCUCCAUCCUUACAUUCAUCGUAUUGCCAAUGGAGAUUUCUCGCCAAUCCUCUCCUCACACCCCAUCUCCGAGUUCCUCACUAGUUCUGGGACGAGUGCCGGAGAAAGAAAAUUGAUGCCUACAAUUCCUGAGGAGAUGGACCGCCGACAGAAGUUAUACAGCCUUCUCAUGCCGGUGAUGAAUCUCUAUGUUCCUGAUCUUGAGAAAGGGAAGGGCUUAUACUUCCUGUUCACCAAGGCUUCAACCAAGACGCCCGGCGGCUUACUUGCACGGCCGGUGUUGACGAGCUACUACAACAGCCAGCAAUUCAAGAACCGGCCGCACGAUCCCUACAACGUUUACACAAGCCCUAACGAGCCGAUCCUCUGCAUCGACUCCUUCCAAAGCAUGUAUGCUCAGAUGGUUUGCGGCUUGCUGAUGCGCGACCAAGUCCUCCGUGUCGGCGCCGUCUUCGCCUCCGGCCUCCUCCGUGCUAUCCGCUUCCUGCAGAUCCACUGGCGCCAGCUCGCCGAGGAUAUCUCGUCCGGGAUUUUGAACCCUAAUAUCACUGACGUUUCCGUCAGGGACAGCGUUACUAAGAUCUUGAAACCCAACCCGGAGUUGGCUCAGUUCAUUGCCGGGGAGUGCGAAAGUGAGAAUUGGGAAGGGAUUGUCAAGAGGAUUUGGCCCAACACCAAAUAUCUUGACGUGAUUGUUACCGGUGCAAUGGCGCAAUAUAUACCCACUCUUGACUAUUACAGUGGCGGUUUGCCCAAAGCUUGUACGAUGUACGCAUCCUCGGAAUGCUACUUCGGCCUCAACUUGAAACCCAUGUCUCCUCCGUCCGAGGUUUCGUACACCAUCAUGCCCAACAUGGGGUAUUUCGAGUUCCUGCCGCAUGAUCCGGCGAACCCAGUGGCCGUGUCACGUGACUCGCCGCCGCGGCUAGUAGACAUGGCCGACGUGGAAGUGGGGAAAGAGUACGAGCUCGUGAUCACCACCUAUUCCGGGCUAUGCCGUUACCGUGUCGGAGAUAUUCUCCAGGUCACGGGAUUCCACAACGCGGCGCCCCAGUUCAAAUUCAUAAGGAGAAAGAAUGUGUUGCUGAGCAUAGAUUCCGACAAGACGGACGAGGCGGAACUGCAGAUCGCCGUGAACAACGCGACGGCGCUGUUACGCGAGUACGACACGAGCGUGGUGGAGUACACAAGCUUCGCUGAUACCAAAACCAUUCCUGGGCACUACGUGAUUUACUGGGAAUUGCUGAUGAAAGAUCCUGCGAAUCCUCCGUCCGAUGAUGUUCUGAACAAAUGCUGCUUAGUCAUGGAGGAAGCCCUGAACUCCGUUUAUCGCCAGUGCCGUGUGGCGGAUAACUCAAUCGGGCCACUGGAAAUAAGGGUGGUGAAAUCCGGAACUUUUGAAGAGGUUAUGGACUUGGCCAUUUCCAGGGGAGCUUCCAUUAACCAAUACAAAGCUCCUAGGUGCGUUAACUACACCCCCAUAGUCGAACUUCUCGACUCCAGGAUGGUGUCUGCGCACUUUAGCCCCGCCGCCCCUCAUUGGACGCCGGCACGACGGCGCUGAACAAUUUGGUCCGCCGUGAAUGAACCAGGCUGCCGACCAAACAUGCUCCUGCUAUUUGGACAACAUUAUAUUAUUAAUAAGUUAAGGUGUCUCCGUUUAAUUGGUUGUUUAUAUUUCUGUAGAAAGUGCAGGCAAGAGUACAGUAGUUGAAUUUUCAGUGUACUAAGUCCAAAUAAGCUUCUGUAAUUUUGUGUAUCUUGUUGUCUGUGGUUAUUUUUAUAAAUAAAUUAAAAAUGUUCUUUGGUGUCA
Ipomoea nil (Japanese morning glory) is the source of this 2052-nucleotide messenger RNA. RefSeq names its product probable indole-3-acetic acid-amido synthetase GH3.1. Lineage: Eukaryota; Viridiplantae; Streptophyta; Magnoliopsida; Solanales; Convolvulaceae. The record is from RefSeq and is a predicted model, not a curated record. The transcript is spliced from 3 exons. Bases 1 to 1803 code for a protein of 600 amino acids. Gene Ontology annotation, cellular component: cytoplasm. Gene Ontology annotation, molecular function: acid-amino acid ligase activity.